This is a messenger RNA of Chondrus crispus (carragheen), 378 nucleotides long. RefSeq lists its product as hypothetical. NCBI's taxonomy places the organism in Eukaryota, Rhodophyta, Florideophyceae, Gigartinales, Gigartinaceae. The transcript has a single exon. Gene Ontology annotation, biological process: protein folding. Gene Ontology annotation, molecular function: ATP-dependent protein folding chaperone; ATP hydrolysis activity; ATP binding. The record is from RefSeq and is a predicted model, not a curated record. Bases 1 to 378 code for a protein of 125 amino acids.
AUGGAGCGCAUGAAGGAAGAUCAAGAUCAGAUCUAUUAUCACUCUGGUGCAGAUCUCGAAUCCGUCAAGGAUAGUCCAUUCCUCGAGAAACUGAUCAAAAAAGGGUAUGAGGUUCUCUAUUUGACACAGGCCAUUGACGAGAACAUGACCACCCAGUUGCUUGACUACGAAGGCACGAAGUUCAUGUCAAUUUCGAAAGACAACUUCAAAUUUGGUGAGAAAGAUCAAAAAGAAGAGAAAGAGAAGAACAAGGCUCUGAAGAAAAUGUACAAGCCGCUGACGAAAUUCCUGAAAAAGAAGUUGGGAGACAAGGUCUCCAAGGUGAGACUAUCAAACCGGCUCAGUGAUACAGUGUGUGUGUUGACAUCGGACCAGUAA